Molecule: messenger RNA, 3171 nt
Organism: Colletotrichum siamense
Lineage: Eukaryota; Fungi; Ascomycota; Sordariomycetes; Glomerellales; Glomerellaceae
Exons: 2
Coding region: 1-3171 (1056 amino acids)
Biological process (GO): cell adhesion
Source: RefSeq, a predicted model, not a curated record
AUGCGUUCCCGGCGGUCUCAUGUCGCUUUGGGCGCCUUAUCCGCACUGCCUUGGCUGGCAUCCGGAGCUCAAGGUUGCUCGUCGGCUGACAAUACAGGAGCAAUCACUCAGGAGGUUGUUGUGGUCGAUCACGUUCCCGUACAUCUCAGCGCUGCCGUCUGCCACAACACUGUCAUCGAUGUUGCUGGCACAGCUGUAUCUGUGACCAACGCUCCUACGGUGCUUGUGUCCGACUUCGUUGUCCAGAGCACCACGACGUUCACGUCGACUCUCCAUCCAUCUGUGGUCUUUGAAGGCCCCUGCACCACUCUCUUUAGAGAUGGCCCUCCCGGUUCCGAACCCACUACUCUAGUCUUUCCUCCUCUCGGAGACGGCGUCAACGGAACGAAGAUCAUCUGCGUUCCAGCCGAUCCCAACUGGUACGAGGGACUGGGCCCAUUCAAGACUGGUGAUAGUGACCCCUGGGGCAUCACGAGACCUGCACUUACCGGAACGGACCUCAUCGACCCUGCCACCAUCACGCCUCCCACUACUACCUUCACUGGACCAUUUACUACACUUACUGGCGCUUGGACCGGUACAGUCCCGACGACUCUCAUCUUGCCUCCCGCCGGCACUGAUACAGUCGGAACCGAACUGGUCCUCCGCCCCACGUCUACUCCUCCGUCUUUCACCGGGCCUUGUGUCACGCUCUCGGGACCCUACACCGGCGCCACACAGACUACUCUGGCACUGCCUCCGUCUGGGACCGAUACUGUCGGAACUCAACUGGUGCUGACACCCAGUCCCGUGAUCACCUCCUUCACUGGGCCGUACGUGACAGCGACCGGGGCGUACACCGGCACGACACCCACGACUCUGCUUCUCCCUCCAUCCGGGACGGACACUAUCGGAACUCAGCUCGUCCUUACUCCUGCCCCCAGCAUCUUCACCGGGCCUUUUGUGACGGAAAGCGGCGUCUGGACCGGUACCUUCACCAACACCCUUUCCCUAGCACCGGCUGGAACUGAUGCUACCGGCACCCAACUCAUCCUGUACCCGACAACAACGGCCAGUCAGUUCACUGGUCCAUUCACCAUUCUUACGGCCCCCGGCACAGGCAGUGUGGCAGCAACUUUUACGGUCCCGCCCAACGGAGCAGAUGGCACUGGCACUGUCAUCGUUCUGGCCCCCACAAGCGCGGCACCCGGUACCUUUGCCGAGUCUGUUCCAAGUUCAUCAUCAGCAUCUCCUACUGGCGCCCCAGUUCUCGGCGGAUUAUUCACCAGCACGUACACCGGCUCAACUACCUCAACCUCGGUCCUACCUUCAGGCCCCAAUGGAGAGCCAGGAGCAACCAUAAUCUUCGUCCAAGGUCCCGCAGCAACAACCUCAGCUCCCGCUUCUACCAUUCUGCCUGCUGUUUAUACCACCAUCACCAGCGGCUACGACGGCACAUUGACCUCCACCUCUACCAUACCGCCAACAGGCACCAACACCGCCGGAUUCAUCGUCAUUCUGGAACCCACUGCCGUAUCAACUCCAGCAGCGGCAAGCUUCACCACAGUAACCAGCGCAUACACCGGCUCAGUCACUCUGACCUCGACGAUUCCUCCCUCAGUCUCCGGCCAACCGGGAACAGUUGUCAUUCUGGACCCGAGUCUAAUAUCGUACUCGACGUUGACGAGCGGCUAUGAUGGAUCAGUCACCACGACUACCACAGUCUUUCCUUCGGGAGGUGGCACUGUCGGGGCUGUUGUUGUCCUUGUACCAACGGCCGCAGCGUCAUCGACUGCCUUGCCAAACACCGAUACGUCAACCUCUACCCUGGCAUCUAAAACGACAACCUCUGAGUCCUCAUCUGCCUCCGAAUCAUCCUCAACCUCGGCGAUAGUCUCAACUUCUACGGUGUCUUCUACUUCCGAGGUCUCUCCCACUUCUGAAAUCUCUUCCACUUCUGAAGCUUCCUCCUCUUCUGAGGUCUCCUCUACGCCAGGAGUUUCUUCUACGUCUGAUGCUCCUUCUACUUCUGAUGCGUCCUCCGCUUCCGAACUGUCUUCAACUUCAGAGGCUUCUUCUACUCUGGAUACUACUUCGGCUUCGAGUACCGCCCCAACCUCCGCUACCUCCGAAGUCUCCUCGUCGUCCGUUCCAACCUCGACAAUUGCCAGUGUCUCAUCCACGACUUCCUCUCCAUCAUCGUCUAGUUCAGCAUCCCCAUCCGCCUCAACCACACUCCCCGGAACCCCAACCACACAAACCUCCCAAUCAUCCACCUUCACAGGCUGCCUCGUCACAUCCUCAGCCACAGCCUCCGCCUGCAGCGUCUCCCUCACCGACUCCUGCGCCCAGCUCUCCUCAACCAACGGCCUCGCCCUCGCCCCCGUCAUCGCCGCCUGCACCCUCGAACUCGGCCCCUACGCCGCCGGCAACGUCCUCACCUGCCUCUCCACCACAAUCUCCCUCACAACCACAGGCCAGAGCAUCGCAAACUGCGUCACCAACGCCCUCGCCGCAAGCUGCCCAACCACCCUCCCCGACGCCUGCGUCAACCUACAAACCUCCAACGGCCUCGCCCUCCUCACCGACAUCCCCCUCUGCACCGCGGCCCUCGGCCCCUUCGCCGUCGGCACCGCCGCAACCUGUCUCGCCACCGGCGCCAUCAGCGCCCUCACCCAGGGCUCAAGCGUCUUCGAAUGUCUCCAAGUCGCCUUCGGCCUGGCUCCCUCGGUCGUUACCGUGACCAACCCCGCGCUCUGCCCGACACAAGCGCCGACAGCUACCCCUUCAGUUUGCGCCACGGUCCCGGCGCCGUGCGAGUCCCUCUCGACCGUUGACGGUCUGGCCCUGAUCCCCGCGAUACCGGCCUGUACCGCGGCUCUCGGCGCGUUCGCUGUUGGCAACGCCGCGACGUGCCUCGCCACGACGGCCGUCAGCGUGACGACCACGGGCUCCUCGAUCGUGUCCUGCCUGGAGAAUGCGCUCAGCGCCACGUGUAUCUCGACGCUGCCGCAGGCCUGUCUCAAUCUCGGGGGCGACGAUGCGGUGGCGCUGGCGGUGGACCUGCCGCUCUGCGUGACGGCAUUGGGGCCGUUUGCGACUGGUGCUGCUCUUGUGUGCACCACAUCCGGGCUGACAAAUGGCGAUUCGGUCAUUCAGUGCUUGAACAAUGCUCUCUUUUCUACGGGCUAG